Messenger RNA from Apis florea (little honeybee), 1585 nucleotides. RefSeq names its product beta-2-syntrophin-like. The record is from RefSeq and is a predicted model, not a curated record. NCBI's taxonomy places the organism in Eukaryota, Metazoa, Arthropoda, Insecta, Hymenoptera, Apidae. Gene Ontology annotation, molecular function: structural molecule activity. Gene Ontology annotation, cellular component: dystrophin-associated glycoprotein complex; intracellular anatomical structure.
AUGCACCUUCCCCCGAACAGAGAAGAUUUACGAGGGCGCGCGAUCUGUCCACAGAACGGACGUGCCAGCAGCGAGAGCAGCGAGGACGGAGCCGGGAGCAGCGCGAGCACCUCGCGAGGAGCGGGUAGCGGGUUCGGCCUCGGAUGCACCGGGGGAUGGCGCAGCGUGUUCGGGGCCGUCUCGAGCAGGGAGCUCAGGCUGUACGAGUGCGCCCCAUGGAGCCCGGAAGCUUGGGCCUCGCCCAGCAUCACCUGCCAAUUGAUCGCAACCAGACUGGUGUCGUCCCCGGCGAGGCAGAACGAGGCAGGUGGUAGCAGCAGUGGCGGUGCGACGCAACACGCGGCCACUUUCGCUGUGCGGGUGGGCACGAUGGACGGCGUGGUGACGCAUCAUCUACGCGCCGAGACGAGGAGGGACCUGGCCGCGUGGGCCAGGGCGAUCGUUCAAGGCUGUCACGCGGCCGCUCAUUCGUUACGCGAGUACACCGUUCGGUGCACGUGGCAAGGGAAGGCCUGUCAGCUGGUCGUAAACCACGAGGAUGGCUUCGCGUUGUACGCAGCUGGGGCUAGAGGCGGUGGAAACGGGAUGAGUCCAAGCUCCUCUCCGACCCCUCUUUGGAGAAGAUCCUUCGAUAAACUGAAAAUGUCCGCCGAUGAUGGGGCGCGUCUAUUAUGGCUCGACUUUGGCGGCGAGGAUGGCGAGAUUGAGCUGGACCUCGAGAGCUGUCCCAAACCGAUCGUGUUCGUGCUGCACAACUUUCUCUCGGCCAAGAUCCAUCGGCUCGGGCUGAGCGCAUAGGGGUACGAGGGGGCCCCCACGGAGGCCCCCGACCUGCCGCCCCACACCACCAGGUCCGUCACCAGCGUCUUCCUUCACUGAAGCUCCGGACACAGGACGAGGAGGAAGAGAGAAGGGUGGCAGGCAGGACACGAGAGAACGGACGAGAGAGACCCACGCAUCGCUCGACGGAGACACGUAACGAGGACACGUUGGCCAGCUUCCACCUUUUAUUUCCAUCCGGAGAUCGCCACGAUUCCCCAACUCCCGUUGCUGGGGGGACUACCGCGCUCUUCCACGUUCGAUUCUACGAGCGAGGCGCGCGUAACCACGAACUCUCCUCGACGAAUGAGAAAACACGGGAAGAGAAACAAACGGAUGGCGAUCGGAGAGAGGGAGAACGAUCGAAGCCAUCCUAAUUUUCCAGGAAAGUAUCAGCAACAAGUGCAACAAGUAGGGCAGAAGGAAGCGGAAGGAAGGAAGGUCACUGCUGGGUAUCGUAACUAAUCAACGCGCCUAAGUAACCGAUUAAACUUAUCUAAAGUAAGAGGAAGAAAAAAAAACGCUAUGUAACGAACGAGAGAGAAGAGAGAGAGAGAGAGAGUGAAUGGUGGUGUAUUAAGAGAAAGUAGGAAAAAAAAAAAACUGCUCCGAUCGAACGCUCGAUUUCGGGGAACUGCUGCGGAAAAGCUGAUCAAUUACUGUCCAACUGCCAACCCGUUUCGCUCUUACUAUCGAGGGGAUCGACUGACCCUGCAACUUCGACCUCUCCCCUGGCGUCCGCCGCUGCACGCCAACUUUCCUCCUC